Pipra filicauda (Wire-tailed manakin) is the source of this 2997-nucleotide messenger RNA. Its product is annotated as KIAA1143 ortholog. NCBI's taxonomy places the organism in Eukaryota, Metazoa, Chordata, Aves, Passeriformes, Pipridae. The record is from RefSeq and is a predicted model, not a curated record. The transcript has 3 exons. Bases 47 to 526 code for a protein of 159 amino acids.
CACCCGGAAGCGCGGGAAUGCCCCGGGGCGGGCGCGGGCGGCCGCCAUGAGCAAGAGGAAUCAGAUCUCCUACGUGCGGCCGGCCGAGCCCGCCUUCCUCAGCCGCUUCAAGCGGCAGGUCGGGUAUCGGGAGGGCCCCACGGUGGACACCAAGAGAGAGCAGCUUCCCCUUGCAGAUGAUGAUAGUGACAAUGGCAGUGACAAGGAAGAUGAGCAGCCUCAAGUGGUAACACUGAAGAAAGGAGACUUGACUGCUGAAGAAGCAAUGAAAAUUAAACAGCAAAUCAAAGAGGCCUUAAAGUCAAAUGAAUUAGAUGAUGAACCAGAGCCUGCUGAUGGAAAAAUUAUGUUCAGGAAACCAGCCAAACGUUCAUCAGAGAAGUGUUUGGACUUCAAUGUGAGUUCAAGUAAGAAGAUGAAAGAAGCAAAGAAAACUAAGAGAGAAGCAACUACUUCUCAGAGUACAGCUAAGCAAGUAAAAAAUAGCAGUCUUCUCUCAUUUGAUGAUGAGGAAAAUGAUGAUUAGGGGUUGUGUUUUUUUGUAUUUUACUUGCCUUUCUAGAAAUCUGAGUAACAUUGAGGGCUUUCAUAGGAAUUGAAGCAUGGUGUUUGAGUAUUCUCUUACUUUGUUAUAGUCCAACUAGAGAAACAUAGUAUAAAAUUAGCUAGAACUAAGUCUUUGCAGUUCAGCUGUAAUUGUAUGAACAGUGUGUUAUGUCUUUAUUUUUAAAGAGAAUUUAACCAUGUAUGUAAAAGCUAUUUGAGGUCACAAAUGACUAGCAAAAUAUACCUGUACAUAUGCAUCUUAUGUAAAUUUUCAGUCAAUACAUUUUAAAAUGCCCUCCAUUACUAAAAAUGUAUUUCCUCUAUAUUGAAUAGCAUUAGUUGGCAGUUGUGUGGAUUUUACCUGUUAUUGUUGAAUUGACAUUCAAAAGAGGGAGACUUCAUUUCUGUGGAAGAGAGACUGAAGUUUUCUGUCUCACAGCUUAACAAAAGUUUGCACAACCUUUGCACUUGUGGUUUGGCAGACUAGCUCUUUGCAGAGCAUUGCAGUUGAUAAAAUCACUUAGUCCUAAUCCUGUCUUUGGUGAAUGCAGUCCAAGAAACGUCAAAUUUGUUUGAAUUGGUUGUAAUAGCAAGAUAUAAAGAUUUUGAUUGUAGUUGAUGUUAUCAACUAAUACAAAAGGAGCCUAAACCACUGGAGAUUGUGCACUUCAGAUUUGACACGGAUGGGCUCAGUGGUUUGAUGGUAUUUUGGGCUUAAAGUAUGCUUGUUCCAGUUGGCUACCUAUGUGUUCAUAAUUAUUUGGGAUCUCAGACAGCUUGUUUAAAAAGAUGUAUUUUAUUUUUAAGCUGGGGAAAAGCAUUAUUUUAUUCUUCAAGUAGGAAGUUUUAAACAGGAAAUUUAGGUCGGGAAACAUUAUAGCUGUGAUACAAAGUUUUAAAAUAUUUUAGUUGCCGGUGUAAAGUACACUGUUUAUGUAACAGAAUGCUGAAAUUCAAAAUGACACUGAGAGCUGAUGGGUUUGGGGAGAAUAAGGAAUAGGAAAUGGGACUAAUGACUUCGAAAUUAUUUGGAAGUAUGGUGUGUUCUGUAACCAUAUAUAAGCAAGAACUGAGAUUACUGCUGUUAAAGGGUUAUGAAACCAGUUCUGCUGUGUGACAGGACAUUUGAAAUUAUUUGGCCUGUAAAGCUUCACUGAGGAGCAAAUCUCAAGUUGCUGUGUGAAACAGCUGAUUUUAGUUUGUUCAUCUGGUAUUAAACAAUGAAUUAUGUUUUCUUUUAAGUGGUCCAAAGAUAUUUAAAUAAAAAUUUCAGUACAUAAGAUGAGAUUUUUUUUUUGUCACGUGACAUUAAAGCCUCCUGUAACUGCUACCUGUCUCUGUACAUACCAGCUUACUGCAGCAUAAUAUCAGAUACAAAUCUGCAUACUGUUCCACAGUAUUUGUGUGAGUGCCUGUUACCCUUAUUUUGAAAAUGAAUAGAUCUGUUGUCCUUUCAGAAAAUUGAAGCCAGACCUGUCAGUCGUGGCUGGGCUUCGCAAAUGAAGAUUUGGGGAGGGCUCUACCCACGUUUGUUACAGGCGCGCUGGUGGCUAAAAAGGCCAAUAUGAGACAGGCGCGUCCGGUUGCAAAAGGCACAGCAGAAAGACUCCUUAGGAGGUAAAUUCUGCAGGGCACCAUUCUUUCUGCGUUGUCCUAUAAAUGGAUAUUAAAAUCUUCUUGUAGCACUGGUCUCAUAUUAGAAUUGCCAAAGAGGUGCAGUGUGACAACCUGACUAUUCCCCUGAGGACAUGUUACAUUUGUAAACACAUAAUUUGUCUGUAUUCUGCAUAUAUAAAAAAGAAGAGCAAACUUGGGAAGAAGAAGUACAGAACCAAAGGUUCCCAGGAGUUCAUAUUUCCAUUUAUUUUGUAUACUUUAAACUUGUUUGAAUCUAUUAAAUAUAUAUAUAGAUUACACCCAUGAGAAGUCUUGUAGCAUUCCAGCAUACCAAAGGAAUAUUUGGGCAUAUUUCAACAACUGAGCAAAUACUCUCACUUGAUGACAGUCAUCUGAACGAAUGAAUUAACCAUUGACUGCUUACUUAAACUUUUCUGGCUCUUUUCAUCAGCACAGAAAUGUACUUGCUUACAUUCUUCUUGCACAGCCUGGAAGCUCUUCACUUUAGCUGUGAGGCAGUUUAGGAGACAUGGCUAUAAAUGCUUGCCAAGGAUCAGAGGGAAUUUGGAUUUGCCUUAAAAUUACAGAGGGCCUCACAAAUAUGCAGCUAAUUUGGCACGUUCCAAAUAAGAUGUUGUUUGAAUCUUAUUAGUAAUUGCAUUUAAACAAAAAUUAGCAUUUUUAGAGAAAGAUGUGGGAGACUGGAGUCCAGUAAAAAGAGGGUUAUCUCAAAAUAUUGGGUGCAAUACUUUUGUUUAAUCAUGCGUCUUGCCCUACAACUUCAUGACAGAUGUUUGGAAUGCAAAUAAAUUAAUUGGGUUUACUUGAGAGUAA